Cucurbitaria berberidis CBS 394.84 is the source of this 747-nucleotide messenger RNA. RefSeq lists its product as uncharacterized. Lineage: Eukaryota; Fungi; Ascomycota; Dothideomycetes; Pleosporales; Cucurbitariaceae. The transcript has 3 exons. Bases 1 to 747 code for a protein of 248 amino acids. The record is from RefSeq and is a predicted model, not a curated record.
AUGUUUCGUUUUACCGAGCUCGUCUUCCUGGUCGCUAGUUGGUCGCUCGCCGCAGCACACACCGUAAUCGUAUACCCGCCAUGGAGAGGGAACAACAUCCACACCAACGGGACCGUGUCAGAUACCGACCCAAAUAUCAUACCAGGAUCCCUUGGGAUCAAUUAUCUGAAGGAUAACAAUACAUACGGUUUUCCUUAUGGAAUGCAAUGGAUGUAUCCAUGCGGCGGCAUGCCCACAUCGCAGAACCGCACAAAAUGGCCACUAAAGGGCGGAGCGCUCUCCAUCCAACCUGGAUGGUUCCCCGGCCAUUCCCUUGCCCUGUUCUACGUCAACAUGGGCUACGGAAACGAGCCAUUAAACUACUCGCACACGAUGCUGCCCGUCUUCCAGAUCACCGGCCCCUCGAACCAACAGUACGAUGGAACAUUUUGCUUGCCGCAAGUUCCGCUGCCGGCGAACUAUACGCCCAAGGUGGGAGACAAUGCGACGAUCCAAGUUAUUGAGCUUGCGCAACAUGGCGCUGCACUUUACAACUGCGCCGACAUCACCUUCGCCGAACCACAAGACGUCCCUGAAGUCAACAGCACGAACUGUUUGAACACGACGCAUCCGGACCAGAAGAUUGGCUUCCAGAUUGUAUACACAACGACCUCGUCGCCAGCGCCACACAACAUGGUCGUGAACGGCUAUGCCUCUAUAAUCGUACCGCUGAUGCUUGUCGCUGCGUCCUGGAUAACAUGGAUGUAA